AUGGAUUCAUCAAGUCUGUAUUGUCCAUGUUCGACAAUAACUAUUUCCUACGAUCGAUUGAUUUCAAUAUCACCCGUGUAUCAUCAAAUAUGUUCAGGUCAAUUUGUUACCAUUCCAUGGUUUUCGGCAACUUGGGGUGAUGUUUUAUCGGGAUAUAUAUAUCCAUCUAAUGAUUUUCGUUUGGCAAGUCAACCACAAUUUGUACUAAUUAACACAUUAUGUCAAAUGUCUAUUCAGACUGUAAAUGAUAAUUGGCAAUUAUUUGUUGAAAGACAAUUUGUAACUAGUAAUGCACUUUCUCCACAACUCUUUCAAACUGAAGCCAAUUCUUUAUUACAUCAAUUUCAAACACAAACACAAGUUAUUGUUUUUCAAGCCCUACAGUUAAUUCGAACAAUAACACAUGUCGAUCGUUUGAUAGCUGUUUUACGUGUCAAUUCGAACACCAUCAAAUUAUGGAAUCCAUCACAGAAUAAUUAUGAACAACUACAAAUUCAAUAUUCUGAUACACUUCAAUAUCCUUGUUCACAAAUCGGUAUUACAUAUGGUUCAUUUAUUUCGAUUAAACCCAUUUUUCAUCAAGUAUGUUCAAGUUCGUUUACAUCGGAUGAAUGGCUCAUUGGUUUCAUGGGUAAUAUUACCGCAUAUGAUCCACAUGAUUAUCGAUCCGUUGCUCUUUCUCACUCUCAAUUUCUUCGGUCACUUUGUUCAACUGCAUAUUCAACCUGUAUGACAGCUGUUUCAACAUUCAAUGAUAAUAUCUUCGUCAGUGCUUAUGUUGUACCCAUCAAACAAAUUUAUCUGGAAGUUUCAUCGAUUAUCCAACAAUUUCAGUUAUUGAUCCCGAAAACGUUUCUACAUACACUUGAACUAAUUCGAUAUUUAAAUCAUGGGAAUGGAAUUCAAUCAGUACUUCAAACAAAUUGGCGUUUUAUCAUUACUAAUGACUCAUAA
Rotaria sordida is the source of this 954-nucleotide messenger RNA. NCBI's taxonomy places the organism in Eukaryota, Metazoa, Rotifera, Eurotatoria, Philodinida, Philodinidae. The record is from the annotation of a GenBank genome assembly.